CCGGGUGGCCCAUUUCAAUUGCAACCAUGUCGUGGAAGCGGUCCGAGAAGCUGAUGGACACCAUCAAGCAUUACAGCAAUUUCCCCGCAACCGGUGUCUCGCUGCGCCAGAUGGUGCAGUUUGGCGAAAAGCCAUCCACUGGUACACUAUUCCGCGCCUCACAAUUCCUCUCGGAAGAGCUUCCCAUACGAUUAGCACACCGCGUGCAAGAGUUGAACGACCUUCCUGAUGGCCUCAAUGAGAUGCCUUCUAUAGGGAGGGUUCGAGAUUGGUACGCACAGUCGUUUGAGGAGCUCACACAACUCCCUCGACCCAACGUCUCAUCCGAAGUGAAAGACAGGCUUCUGCGACCCUCCAAACGGAACGGUAAAGAUGCAAACUUGAUUAGCAAAACAACGCAGAACCCCAGUAUUAGACAAGGCCAGUACAGAUCGGCGCCUGAGCACAAUGGAAAUGGCAACGGACACGCACACAAAGAUAUCAAGGGCACAACUUCGAGUCGCAGAUACUAUGCCGCUGCAGAUGAUGGACAGGAAUGGCCCCCAGAGCUUAGUGCGUACAACACUAGAUUCGCCGGCACCCUGGAAAAGAUCAAGAGACGGCACGAUAGCGUGGUCACCACCGUAGCCCAGGGCAUCUUGGAGUGGAAGAGAAGGAAGCAGCGUAUGCAAAUCGACCACAACAUUCAAGCCUUCCUCGAUCGCUUUUACAUGUCGCGCAUUGGCAUCCGUAUGCUCAUCGGCCAGCAUAUUGCCCUCACCGACCAACGGCAACGCUCGGAUCCAAACUACGUGGGAAUCAUCUGCACCAAGACCAACGUCCGUGAACUCGCCCAGGAAGCCAUUGAAAACGCACGCUUUGUAUGUGAAGACCAUUAUGGACUGUUUGAAGCGCCCAAAGUUCAAUUAGUAUGCAACCCGGAUAUUAGUUUCAUGUACGUGCCGGGACAUUUGUCGCACAUGCUAUUUGAGACGCUCAAGAACUCUCUGCGUGCUGUUGUGGAAACUAGAGGUCAGGACAAGGAGGAUUUCCCAGUCACCAAAGUCAUUGUAGCCGAAGGAAAAGAAGACAUCACCAUUAAGAUAUCGGACGAAGGAGGAGGAAUCCCGCGAUCAUCUAUUCCGCUUGUCUGGACGUAUAUGUACACGACUGUAGAUCAAACACCAUCCUUGGACCCCGACUUCAACAAGAGUGAUUUCAAAGCUCCCAUGGCCGGCUUUGGGUACGGAUUGCCCAUCUCGCGUCUCUACGCGCGGUACUUUGGUGGGGACCUGAAGUUGAUUAGUAUGGAGGGUUACGGCACCGACGUGUACCUGCACCUCAACCGGCUCUCCUCGUCCUCGGAACCUCUGCAAUAG
Messenger RNA from Periconia digitata, 1358 nucleotides. The record is from the annotation of a GenBank genome assembly. NCBI's taxonomy places the organism in Eukaryota, Fungi, Ascomycota, Dothideomycetes, Pleosporales, Periconiaceae.